GAGGCAGCAAGGUGACCCAGGGAAUUGUACCCUAUCCCAGGAGAGAGGUUUUAGCAUAAUGGGUAUAAACCCCAAUCAUGUCUCCGUAGAGCAGAGAAAUCAUGAAUAUAGUGAUUAUAGAAGAAACUGUGGUUUGAGCUUCCCUUUACAUAUGGGACUAACAGUGCAGGAUUUCCCUGUACCAUAUGAAGCAACUCCCACGUUAGGGAGAUCUCAGAGACAUAAUGAAUAUAACCAUAACUUUAGCCUGAAUCCAGAUUCUGUAAGACAGAGAAUACAUAGUAGGGUAAAGCGAUAUGAAUGUAAUGAAUGUGGGAAUGCCUUUAGUAAGACCUCGUAUCUUAUUGUACAUCAAAGGUUUCAUAGUGGAGAAAAACCCUAUAAAUGUAAUGAAUGUGGGAAAGCCUUUAGUCAGACCUCAAACCUUAUUGUACAUCAGAGAAUUCAUAGUGGAGAGAAACCUUAUGAAUGUAAUGAAUGUGGCAGAGCCUUUACAGCAAGGUCAGGCCUGAAGCAACAUCAGAGAAUCCAUAGUGGAGAGAAACCAUACAAAUGUAAUGAAUGUGGGAAAGCCUUCAAAGAGACUGCACACCUCAUUCAACACCAGAGAAUUCAUAGUGGGGAGAAACCCUAUAAAUGUAAUGACUGUGGGAAAGCCUUCAGUCAGAUUUCAUCCCUUAUUGGGCAUCAGAGAAUUCAUACUGGAGAGAAACCUUACAAAUGCAAUGAAUGUGAAAAAAACUUUAGGUGUGCUUCACAUCUCAUUAGACAUCAGAGAAUUCAUAGUGGAGAGGAACCUUAUAAGUGUAGUGAUUGUGGAAAAGCCUUCAAUAAGAUUUCAACUUUUAUUCUUCAUCAGAGAAUUCAUAGUGGAGAGAAGCCCUAUAAAUGUAAUGAGUGUGGAAAAAUCUUCAAGGGCACUACCCAACUUAUUCAACAUCAGAGAAUUCAUAGUGGAGAGAAACCCUAUGAAUGUAAUGAGUGUGGGAAAGCUUUUACUCAGAUUUCAAACCUUAUUAUACAUCAGGGAAUUCACAGUGGGGAGAAACCAUAUAAAUGUAAUGAAUGUGGGAAAGCAUUCAGACUGCGCUCACAUUUUAUUACCCAUCAGAGAGUUCAUACUGGAGAAAAGCCCUAUGAGUGCAAUGAAUGUGGGAAAGCCUUUAGUCAGACCUCAAACCUAAUUGUACAUCAGAGGAUCCAUAGGGGAGAGAAACCCUGUAAAUGUAAUGAAUGUGGGAAAGCCUUCAGAUGGAGCUCAGAGCUCAUUUUACAUAAAAGAAUUCAUUUUGGAGAGAAACCUUAUAAAUAUGAUGAACACGGUAAAGCCUUCAAACAGAGCUCAGAGCUUAUUUCACAUGAGAAAAUUCACACUAAAGAGUAACACUGGGUCUAGUAAAUAUUAGGAAAGCUUCAGCCACUCUUGCAGCUUUUCAAGCCCCAGAAAAUUCAUACUAUGGCUAGACUCCAUGUAGUAUUAUAAAAGUAUUGGGGGUGAGCUUGUGUGUCCAUCUAUGACUUGCUUUGUUUUACCCCAAAACCAGUGUUAUGUUGCUGAUUGGUCUUCAGUCCUGUCACUUCAGAUUCACGCCUUGCUACUACCAAGCUGUAGUUGAGGCCCUCAGAGGCUAUGGAAAGCAGUUGCCUAUUAAUUCAUCUUCUCUCCUCCAGGCUAUACGCUUUUAUUUUUUUUUUUAAUCUCUCCUGCCUAAAGCUUUUGGAUUAACCUUGCUAAAUCAUUACUUCGAUCAUGUCUUCUGCAACCCACGUUGUCACUGAAUUGCGUAGGCCACCACCUAGUGGACCCUUCUACCCCUAACUAUUUCUGGUUACUUCCAAAUGCAAAUACUUCACUCAGGCUGACUAGAAAAGCCUCAGUUAGAUCUACUGAGCUGGUGAUAUCCAGGGGCGUUUUAGAGAGACAGAGUAUUUUUACAGAUAGAUAAAACGUAUCAAGAGAAAUCUGCAAUCAAGGACUAAAAAAGAAAAUGACUUUUGAGUUUGUUUUAAUCUGAGGACAGAAAAUGCAACAAUUUGCCUUUUCCCUUUAGUAAUAACAGCCACCAAUGAUAUAAUACUUUGAGCACUUUUAUAUAUAUUAUCUCUUGAAUUUCACAACAGCCCCUUGAGGUAGGUUUUAGAUGUGUUAACUCAGUUUUACAAAGGAAUUGGACUCACGAGCUUGUGAUUUGUCCAGGGUCACAUAGCAGUGUCAGGCAAGAGUCGAACUGAAGUCUCUUUUUUGUGCUUUCCUAUGGAAAGGAAAGAGAGCUCUUGACUUGAGCACCCUCUUGGGGUUCUAAACUAUAAAGUAUUUUGCCCAGCAGACCCAACAGGAGCCAAGGCUUAGAGAAAGGGCCUGUGUAGACUUGGGGUAGAGGAUGGGGGUUUCCCUCUAGUGUCGCCUCUGCGAACCUUCUAUUGUGCCAUAGGAAGCUUAGCUGGAUUUCAAGUGGAAGAGUCUAAAUUCUAAUCUUGGUAGUUAUGUGACCUUGAACAAAUCCCUUCAGCUCUAGUUUUAUUUGACUUUGAUGGCUUCAAAGGCCUCUUCCACUUGUAAAUCGAGAAGCCUGUGAUUCUAGAGCUUUUCAUGUUCUUAUUGACUGCUCACUGAAAUGUGAAUCUGUACUUGUCUGGUUUGCUUAGUAGUUGGACCUACAGUAGUUACUGGCUGUAACUGUCACUAAUGCCUUUUGUGAUACAAUUUGUACUCCUAAUUUUCUCACUUAUCCAAUGCAACUUUGUGUCUUCAUACUUACAAAUCAGUGUGAUGCUGUUCCGUUCCAGACUGAGUAAAUCCAGAUGUCAUAAGCUGUCAUAAAAUGCCUUCAAUAAUCUGGCCCCUCUCUACCUCUGCCACCUUUCCUUCUGCCACUACACAUAGGAGUAUGUCUAUGAUCAGGAAGACGGGAGAAGUAGGGAGUGUAUUAUCUGAGGGCAGGUGUUUAGCCUGAAAAAGAAAAGAAUUAGGAGGGACAAGAUAGCUAUUUUCAAGUAUUUGAAAGGUUAUCUUGUAAAAGAGGGAUUUCACUUGUUCUGCUUAGCCAUAAAGAACAACUGGGAGGAGCAGGUAGAUGUUGCAAAGGCCAAUUUAGCCUUAAUGUAAGGAAAAAGCUGCUCAGCAUUGAAAGGGCAUCAUCUACAGGUGAUGUAUUCUCCUCCUUGGGGGCCUUCUCAGAGGCUAUUCUUAUUUAUUUACAUUUUGGAUUAGUGGUCUCUGAAUCUCUGUUUCUGGGAUACUCUUUUAUGUGAACCCUCUAACAAGCUGGCCUACCCAUGAUUUCCCAACCAAAAUCUCACAGUAUGGUAUGCUGGAAAGAGCACCAGCUUUGGAGGCAGAAGGCCUUGUUUCAAAUCCCAUCCACCUGCUACCUUUGUCACUUGAUGUAAUUCAUUUCACUUCUCAGCCUCGGUCUCCUCAUCUGUAAAAUAGGGAUUAGAAUAAUUUGCCCUGUCUUAAUCAGGGAUUUUUUAUUAUUUUUUUUUUGGGGAGCAUGUGAAAAUGCUUUGUAAACUUGAAAGCACGAUACAAAUGGAAGCUAUUUGAAUUCCCACCUUUGUGCCUUUGCCCAUACUGUUUCUCUUACCUGAAAUGCCUUUUCCCUUUUAUUCAGCUUACUUAGAUACUACCCUUCAAAGGGCUAGUGUAUCCUCCAUUAAAUCUUUCCCAACCACUCCCACACUUAGUAUCCUCCUGAACUCCUGUGGCACUUACUGCAGACAAGUAGUAAGUCACCUGUUUCUAAAGGUCUUCAAGUAGAGGCUAGGUGACUCAUCAGGGACAUUGUAGGGGCAGUUCCUGUUCACGUAUGGCUUAGAUGAGGUGGCUCUUACAGUUGUGAGAGUCUGUGUGUCUACUAUUGUUUGUAUUAUUUAUUCAUCUAACAUGCUACCUUGUAUUUAUGGAUUUUUUUAAUGUAUGUGCUCUGGCCCUGCCGCUCACUAGCCGUGUAACCUUGGGUAAAUAUUCUCUGAUCCUCAAUUGUGUGUAAAAUGGAGAUAAUGCCACCUGCCCUGCCUGUCCCUGGACUGAUGUGAGGAUCUCUGUGAAAACAUCUCGUGACCUUUGAAGUGCUACCCAAAUGUAAGGUGGUAUUUGUAUUGUCUUUCUAACUUGACUGUACGCCUCACAAAGGCAAAACAUCUGCUCUUAUCCCUCUCUCUAUAUCCCCAGGGUUUCGCACUGUGCCCCCCCCACAGAUGCACAAUAAAUGUUUCAAUGCCA
Molecule: messenger RNA, 4225 nt
Organism: Antechinus flavipes (yellow-footed antechinus)
Lineage: Eukaryota; Metazoa; Chordata; Mammalia; Dasyuromorphia; Dasyuridae
Product: zinc finger protein 501-like
Exons: 1
Coding region: 59-1384 (441 amino acids)
Biological process (GO): regulation of transcription by RNA polymerase II
Molecular function (GO): RNA polymerase II cis-regulatory region sequence-specific DNA binding; DNA-binding transcription factor activity
Source: RefSeq, a predicted model, not a curated record